CCAAGCACCAUCAAUGCCCCGCCCCACUCUGUCGGUUCCUCCACCGGGCGACCCGUUAUAUGGACCUUGAUAACUUCAUGUAAGUCGGGGCUCGGGACGGUUCCUCAGCACACUGCCAACUCCGGUUCCUCCUCCAUCUUCAGCGCACUCUGCAACUCAAGUUCAUUCACGCCACAGCGCACCACAACCACCCCAUGGCCGUGGUGGAAACCGGCAGCUCCGAUGAUAUUCAAGCCCAAGUUCUCCAGACGACUCUUGCCGAGAUAGAGGCAUCCCGACAAAAGGCUACCGGCUCGGACUCGACUGACGACGACGUCAAGCCGCGCAAUUGCUGCGUUAUCUGCCUCGAUUCAAUUUCUGAUUCCUGCACCGCUUUGCCCUGCAACCACGCACACUUCGACUUCUGCUGCCUCCUCCGCUGGUUGGAGCAACACCCGAACUGCCCCCUGUGCAAGGCAAACGUUUACAAAGUCCGAUACGCUGUCCCCCAGGAUCCUGCGGUUAUCUACCGCGUGCCAAACGCCGUCAGGACACGCGACAGUGCAGGACGAGGUGAGCAUACAGUUGGCAGCCUUCGGGACUCAGGCAGACGCCAGCCGCGAUUGCCUCCCUCCGAGAGUGAGGCAGUCCGACGCCGUCGCCACAUCUACCGACACCAACUAUACUCUCUCCGCUCAAACCGCAUCUCCGGCUACCAGCCCCUGCCCACGCCGGCCCAGCUGUCCUCCACCCCACACCUCCUGUCGCGCGCCCGCCUCUGGAUCCGGCGCGAGCUGCAAGUCUUCUUGUUCCUUUCUUCCGACCCCGACGCCGAUUCCAACGAUCACCAUAACAACAACAGCCAUAACAGAUCCGCACGCACACUGCGCCGCCGCAACAACGCCGAGUUCCUGCUCGAAUACGUCGUCGCCAUCCUCAAGACGGUCGACAUCCAGGGCAGCAUGGGCCAGGCCGAGGCCAUGCUGGCCGACUUCCUCGGGCAUGACCACGCCCGUCUGUUCCUGCACGAGCUGCGCUGCUGGCUGCGCAGUCCGGCGCCGUCCCUUGCCGCGUGGGAUCGCGAGGUUCGGUAUCCCGAGGUUACUCGCAAUAUCCCUGUCGUGAGAAGGGGGAGUGUGGCUAGGGAGGAUGGAAGCGAGGGCGAGCGUGGGGACCAGGGUGAGAGAGCAUGGUCCAGUGCGAGUACAGACGGCAGAGGAAGGGGCGGUGCUUCGUGGCAGGACCGGGCCGGGGAUCAUUGGCGGGCUGAUAGCCAGACUAGUGCCGCGUCGUCGGGGGAGAGGAGGAAAAGGAAAUUAAGGGAGGAUGAUGAUGAGACUGGAAAGGGGAGAGCGAAUCGGACGGGGAGGUAAGAUGACCUGCCCCCUACAAAGCUUAUGGUGACAUGGGGAGGAACCGGUCUGUUGAGUAUGACGAUGAUACCCGAUCUUUCAGAUUAUUUUGAAUUGAGGCUUCAAUACUAUGACGGAAUACGACU
This is a messenger RNA of Chaetomium strumarium, 1477 nucleotides long. RefSeq lists its product as uncharacterized. NCBI's taxonomy places the organism in Eukaryota, Fungi, Ascomycota, Sordariomycetes, Sordariales, Chaetomiaceae. The record is from RefSeq and is a predicted model, not a curated record. The transcript has 3 exons. The coding region runs from base 195 to 1352 and encodes 385 amino acids. Gene Ontology annotation, molecular function: ubiquitin protein ligase activity. Gene Ontology annotation, biological process: protein polyubiquitination; protein monoubiquitination.